CCACCAUCAGCCACCGUAGCCACCACACAGACAAGUCAACCUCACCGAGGAGAAGAGAAGAAAAGAGAAGCGAGAAGAUGUCGGGCCGUGGCAAGGGAGGCAAGGGGCUCGGCAAGGGCGGCGCCAAGCGCCACCGGAAGGUCCUCCGCGACAACAUCCAGGGCAUCACCAAGCCGGCGAUCCGGAGGCUGGCGCGUCGGGGCGGCGUGAAGCGCAUCUCGGGGCUCAUCUACGAGGAGACCCGCGGCGUGCUCAAGAUCUUCCUCGAGAACGUCAUCCGCGACGCCGUCACCUACACCGAGCACGCCCGCCGCAAGACCGUCACCGCCAUGGACGUCGUCUACGCCCUCAAGCGCCAGGGACGCACCCUCUACGGAUUCGGAGGCUAGGCCGCCACCACCACCAGAUUAGGAGCUAGCCCAUGUGUAGGGUUCGUGGUCCUCGUUGUAAUCGCAGUAUCUCGCUGUUGUUCGCUGUGUUCUGUAGGAUCGAAUGGAAUGGAAUUGAAAUUAAACUAGUUCGUCGUUGAAA
Molecule: messenger RNA, 531 nt
Organism: Triticum aestivum (bread wheat)
Lineage: Eukaryota; Viridiplantae; Streptophyta; Magnoliopsida; Poales; Poaceae
Product: histone H4
Exons: 1
Coding region: 78-389 (103 amino acids)
Cellular component (GO): nucleosome
Molecular function (GO): structural constituent of chromatin; protein heterodimerization activity; DNA binding
Source: RefSeq, a predicted model, not a curated record